Messenger RNA from Cynara cardunculus var. scolymus (artichoke), 525 nucleotides. RefSeq lists its product as uncharacterized. The record is from RefSeq and is a predicted model, not a curated record. Lineage: Eukaryota; Viridiplantae; Streptophyta; Magnoliopsida; Asterales; Asteraceae. Bases 1 to 525 code for a protein of 174 amino acids. The transcript has 2 exons.
AUGUCCCAUAGGGACGAAGUCACUGCUGACCUCUCAGCCGUCAGGGUAGAAGUUCAAGAGGUGAAAGGCCAGCUCUCCUCUCUGCAAAUGGUUGUUCAAGCCAAUGCUGAGGCCAUUGCUGCUCUAACGAGCAAGGCCGAUGAAGCACACACUCAGUUUUUCCAGCAAGCGGAGCUAAUGCAGCAAGUCAUGGUUGCUCUCUGUCAACCAGCUCUAGUGCCUCCUCUUUCUUUUACCGUUGAUGACUGUGUCCAACUUUAUGAAGCGCCUGAGGAAGUUGAUGUCGUCCGAGCUGAAGCCUGCGACGAUGACCUUCCCAUCACCUUUGUAGCUAAUGUUGGUGAUGUGGAAGAAGACAAUGAAGAUGAUGAUGAUGAAGAAGGUGAAUCUCCCGACCUCCCUGACUCUGGCAGCAACCUAGAUGACAAUGACGAUGAUCAUGACGACAAAGACGACGUCGCCAUCCAGUUCCAAGGUCCUUCUACUGCCACCAAAGGUGUCGCCCUCAAGGAUUACGCAUCCUAG